This is a messenger RNA of Bursaphelenchus xylophilus (pine wood nematode), 3873 nucleotides long. The record is from the annotation of a GenBank genome assembly. Lineage: Eukaryota; Metazoa; Nematoda; Chromadorea; Rhabditida; Aphelenchoididae.
AUGGUUGGUACCUUUUUGUUUCAAAAAUUUGUUGUCUAUUGUUAUAACAAAAAAUGGGGGCAAAGGUAGUAGAACCCCCAGUCCAGUUCAGCCCCCCUUGACCCAGUACAAACCCCCUCAUCCAAUCUGAACCGCCUACUCGGGAUUGGGUUCUCUCGGCUACGAUCAGCCUUGCCUCCACGUCCUGCAAACUAUUAAUAUUUAUUGUCUGAUUAAGACACUCACUUCAACCCAAAUGUCGACUCCACCUUCAAACAAAUCUACGACUGCGUUCUUGACUUCUACAGCGGCCAAUGCGAUCCGAGCCAACCCGAAGAUUGCAUUGAUGUCAAGAAGAACAUUAACGAAAACUUUGCCGACCUCUUCGGCACUCGAAUGGCCUACUUUGCCUACAAGCGAGCAGCUGCGAGCGAGCGAGUAACGAAAAGACCCAAAAGCAAAGUUUUGGAGAAAUUUACGGACGAUCAGCUCUUCUUUAUCAAUCUGGCGCAAACAAUUUCCAGGUUCCUUCCGAAGUGGGCAAGUCAUCUCACUCCCGAAGCCGUCCACUCCCCAGCCAAGGUCCGCGCGUGGGGCUCCAUUGCCGGAUUGAGGGCGUUUUCGAACGCUUUCAACUGCUCGGCGGGAAGUAACUACUAUCAAACGAAUGGUUGUACACUUUUUGAUACCAAGAUCGAACCGGAUUACAACAUAACUGACGCCGUUUUAUAAUACAAUAAUAAAAAUUUUCUAUUAGUGCAAUUACAAAAUUGCUUUUUUCAGCUUUUUACAGGUAAUUUCCAAAUAUCUGCCCAACUUUGUUGGAUUAUUUGGAAUAUCAGGUGUAAUUCAUUCGUUUUUUACAAGGGAAGUAUCAAUCUGUCGGUAAAAUAGUGAGCGCAAUAUCGUUUUCUGUUCACUUUUUUCCAUUACAAGGAAAAGUGUUUCACGGCCACAUUCUUCCGCACACAGGGAGUAGCAUUUGAAGUUUAGUACAAACUGUGAAUCAACGGAGUGUUCCGACAUUUCAAUGGAACAUUAAUUGACUCAUGGAUCAGCGUGUAUAAAAGAGAUCCUUUUGAAAAGCAAUGUAAAUAGAAGCAAUGGAGGUGCUAUUACUAGUCCUCAGCGCAUGUUUUAUAGCGUCAGUGGUGGCUGAGAAUGUUGAAGACAAGAUACUUCGGGAGAAGGCCCGGUUCAUGGAGAUGGGAAUGGAUGACACCGCCGAUCCCUGCGAAGACUUCUGGCGCUAUGCAAACGGCAGGAGGAACGCUACUUUAUACGAAAUAAACAAAUUCUUGGAGGCAAGGAGGAUUCUGUUAAUGGUAAAUCCCAAGUACAAUGUAGGUUUUCAUGAGAUUCAAUCUUUUACAUUAUGGGACCUGAUCCAGUGGCGAAAAACGUACCAUUUUGGGGAAGUAUCAAAAAUGUGGCAAAAUGCCUCCCUCUCCAUGUGAAAAAAAACUCCGAUCUUUUUGUGAAGAAAGGGGCGCGCCCUUCAAAACGAAGUUUUUUCUUUUGGAGAGGGAAGCAUUUUGCCACUUUUUUAACACUUCCCGGAUGCAAAACGAUUCCUUUUUUGCCACUGUAUCAGGUCCCUGACUGUAUGUUUAGGGAACAAGUCAAGUCACAACUUUUUUUCAGGGAACUGCUAUGCAAACAGUAAAGAAUGAAUACUUGAGAUGCGUCUACAAUCCGCAACUCUAUCUCCCGAAGAUAGCGGCAAGCCAAGCGCAGAUCGCGGAGAUCGAGGAGUUCGAUGCCAAAACCCGCGACAGCUUGGCUUCGAAAGACGUAGAGACAUAUCUAUCCGUUUUCACAGAGGGCUGCAGACUCCUGUUCAAAUACGGGAGUGAAGCCGUAUUUCACCGUAUGACAUCGUACAUACUGGGAGAUGGCAGACUAUAUUUACCGUCUCUGAAAAUAACGGAGGAAUUCGAGAUCGAGUUCAAUACCUCAGCUGUUCCGUUUCCUUAUGUUGAAUUGAAAGCAAAUUUUCUCUCCGAUAUCUUCGGCGUUAGAUUUGAGAUCAACGAUUUGCCGGUUUUCUUAAUUCUCCCACAAGACAAUCAAGUAGGUUCGCUUUGAAUGCUGUCAGACUCUGAAUAGUUUAAAGGUUGAAAAUGUCAGUCUGUCAGGAAAAUAGUGAGCACUCUGUAGCGUCUAAAGUCGCCGGGGAAAUGAAUUGUGUCGCGGCAAAAUUAAUUUGCUUUUCACUUUAGUGACGCGAUUGGUGUUGCGACAUUGCGCUUACAAUUUUCCCGACAGACUAAUGCUUAACGAGAGAUUGCCAUGGCCAAAAUUUCGGCUCCGGCUCUUAGCUAUAAGAGUGAGAGUCGAGGCCAAAUUUGCAGCUUAGGUUCCUGCUCCCGUGCACAAAUUUUUUUAUAAGAUAUUUUUCCAAAAAUAAAAGUUAUUAGUGCCGGAGAUGACACACCCAACGUUUUUGGGGCAGCUCAUAAGUAUGCAACACAUCCCUCCCAGUAUUUUUCAAGCAAUUGGCCAAACAAGAUCACAAAAUUUUUACUUUACUAAACGCUGAGAAACCUCGCUCCAACUUUGGACUCGGGAACCGGAGCCGCUCAGAGCCGGAGCCAAGAGUCGGCUCCGGAGCCGUGGCAACCUCCGUACCUAUUGUCACUGUUUCAGACCGAUGUUAGACAAGCGAUACUGACCAGGCUUUCGACGGAGCUGUGGAAGACAAUCACUGUUCCGCGAUUCAUGGAUUGCGAGUCCUUCCUUCGAGUCAGUUUCCCUGCGUAUUACGCAAAAAUGGUGUACGACUAUUGGGGAGCCGAAAAUAUUAAAAAAGCAGAUCAGAAGUACCUCGAAGAUCUUAGCCUUCUAGUUGAUACGGUCAACACAACCUUCCGGUUCAGUAACGCGCUCAGUGAGAACAUGACAGCAGUUCUACAGAAAAGAAUAGACGCCAACAGAUUCUUUGGCGUCGCGCAUCCCAUUUUUGAGGAUGAAGAGUUUUUCAAACACUUUUCCGACGUUGUGUUGGAACUGCCGUACCAGAACAGAUGGCUGAACAAGUACAGACCACUUCUGCAAGCUGCAAGUGGGCACAAUUAUACAUACUUGGCCGUUCCUGAAUUUUUUGUAGGUCUUUUGUCAUCAUUUACUUAUUUCCAAGAUAUCACUUUAUGUUCAAUUUUCUAGUUCAACGCUUUCCACACACCACUCACACAGCUAACCGUCAUUAACCUACCGAUUCUACAGCCAUUAUAUUUUCAUCCCACCUUCUCGCCGCUUCUACGGUUCUCCGGCACCGGGUUCGUUGUGGGCCACGAGUUUGGACACGAUUUUGGUAAGCGUAUCGACCGAAAAGUAUUGUGCUUUCAUGUCGUCAACGUUGGGUUUGUGGUUGAUGACUAAACUAGUUUAAAUUCACCAUCCUCUCUUCCAGACAAAAACAUUGAAGAUCCGGCGUACAGUCAGAUUUUUGACUGUUUGUAUCAGUACUACAACCACCAAUGUGACCCCGCCGACCCCAACAGCUGCAUUGACCCCGUGCACGACCAAAGCGAAGAAUUCGCCGACGUCUUUGGAGCUCAGAUGGCCUACCUAACCUACAAGAGGGAAGUGGAGGUGCGCGGAGUUGGGCGGCGCCCUCAAGGCAAUCUGUUGGACCGUCUGAGUGAUGACAAGAUAUUUUUUAUAAAUUUGGCGCAAGGGUUGAUGGAAUUCCCAAAGUGGGGAGAUCUCGACUUCACUACCGACACCCAUCCACCAGCGCAAACGCGUCUUUGGGGAGCCUUGGCCGGACUACCAGCCUUUUCGAACGCCUUCAACUGCCCGAAGCGAAGCAAAUUCAACCAGGAAGGAUGCAUACUGUACAACGAAAAAAUCCAGCCCGAUUACAAUUUGACUGACAUAUCAAACCAAUGA